Rubroshorea leprosula is the source of this 2370-nucleotide messenger RNA. The record is from the annotation of a GenBank genome assembly. NCBI's taxonomy places the organism in Eukaryota, Viridiplantae, Streptophyta, Magnoliopsida, Malvales, Dipterocarpaceae.
GAAAUUUUUGUUAUUUUGGUCAAUAAUGAUGAGAUGCAAAUUUAUCCUUAUUCAGAGUUAUCUUGCUUUGCAACCCUACGCAUGAAAUCUUUCUCUUGAACUCUUCUCGAUCCAUCUACUGUUUUAUAUAUCGUCUUCAUCCCGUCCCUGCAAUCUCUUCUCGUCUGGGAGAAAGCAUUGUUUUUGAUAGUCAAUAUGUAUCGGUAUUUGAUGGAAUUGUAUGAAGGUAAUAUGUCUGGUGGCUUGAAAUUGGAGAGUGCUAUAAUUCCUCUGUUGAAAAUUCUCUCCCUCACGGUUAUGGGAUUGGUUCUUGCGCACCCCAAAACCCAAAUCAUCCCAAAAGCUACUUUUAAGCUCCUAAGCAAGCUUGUUUUUGCACUCUUCUUGCCCUGCAUAAUCUUUACCGAACUGGGUGAAAGCAUUUCACUUGAUAGCAUUCCUCAAUGGUGGUUUAUUCCUGUGAAUGUGUUACUCAGUACUCUCAUUGGUUGCUUGCUUGGAUGCUUGGUGGUCAUGAUAUGCCGCCCACCUCCUGAGCUCAAUAGAUUCACCAUUGUCAUGACUGGAUUUGGCAAUACUGGAAAUCUCCCUCUUGCUAUAGUUGGAUCUGUUUGUCAUACAUCAAAGACCCCAUUUGGACCGAAUUGCCAUUCAAAAGGUGUAGCCUAUGUCUCUUUUGCACAAUGGGUUGCUGUAAUUCUUGUGUAUACCCUUGUUUAUCACAUGAUGGAACCUCCAUUAGAAUUUUAUGAGGUUGUUGGAGAAGGUACUGAAAUUGAGGAACAGAGUCCAGCUAAUGAUAUCAGUAGACCUCUUCUUAUGGAAGCUGAAUGGCCUGGUAUUGAGGACAAAGAGACUGAACAUUGUAAGACACCAUUCAUUGCUAAGGUUUUUAACAACAUUUCUAGCCAUUCGCAGAUCAGUUCUGCAGAACUUGAAAUCUCAGGAGAAGCUAGUGGAAAUAGUCCCAGGUCCAUUAGAUGCUUGGCUGAGCCCAGAGUGGUCAGGAAGAUCAGAAUUGUUGCUGAACAAACACCAAUAAAGCACAUACUUCAACCCCCCACUAUUGCAUCUCUUUUAGCCAUCUCUGUUGGUCUGGUGCCUCAAUUAAAAGCUUUUCUUUUUGGAUAUGAUGCUCCACUGUCUUUUGUCACAGAUAGUUUAGAAAUCUUAGCUGGGGCAACGGUGCCUUCUGUGAUGCUCAUCCUUGGGGGUAUGCUUGCUGAGGGGCCUAAUGAUUCAAAACUUGGCCUUCGAACUACCAUUGGUAUAAUUGUGGCAAGGCUCUUGGUGCUUCCUUUGAUUGGCAUGGGGAUUGUGGCAUUAGCUAGCAAUCUUAAGUUCCUUGUCCAUGGAGAUGCAAUGUAUAGUUUUGUGCUCUUAUUGCAGUACACUACACCAAGUGCCAUUUUAUUGGGAGCAAUUGCAAGGUUGCGGGGUUAUGCAGUUAGUGAAGCUUCAGCUCUUCUCUUCUGGCAGCAUGUGCUUGCCCUAUUUACCAUGUCUUUUUACAUUGUUAUCUAUUUUAAGUUGCUUCCCCACAUGUUACAUUGAGGCCUUUGCCCAAUAGCUCACGCCGCGCCCCACCCCCCCCCCCCCCCCCCCAAAAAAAAAUCACCUGUAUUCUUACUCAGUGGUUAGCAUUAAGUGCCACCAGAUUGCAGCUGUGCAGUGUCCAUGUAAGCCUUAAAUAAGAUUUUCUCCUGUUUGCUUUAGUGGACUCAAACUAUGCAGUGAAUGCAGCUUCUCUUAUGUAAGUUCCCUUUGUAGAUCAAUUAAAUUAAAUAGUUCUAUUAUGCUUUGCAGGAAAAGAGCUAGCGACUUAUAUUGUUUCCCUUGAAGUAGAUUUUCAUAAUAUGGUUUGUUUUUCUCUUUUACCAUCAUAUGAUUCAUCUUUCAAUGAGUUAUGCAAAGCAGAGAAGUAAGGUUUGUUUUUCUCAACUUGUGGAUUUGUCUACCUUGGAUGGCAUCUGUGGUCUGAAAUUAGGCUUGUUCAAGGCAGCCUCUUAGCAAUUUCAUUUUACAUGAUGUGAUCUUAACUCCAGUGACUUGGAACAUAAAAGACCACAAAUUCUCUGAAGAAUCUGAAAAGCAUGCCGCCUUAUCUUUCAAGGUCAAAUCGUCAUCGGAUUCCUUCCUGUGCAUUUGCCAUGCUUAUCUUCUUCUUCUCAUUUUUUCUGUUGUCUUUAUGUUCAGUCUCAUAAAGGCUAUAUGCUAGAGAAUAGAGAUUAAAAGAUGGACUAAUACGAUGGACCGCAUGGUAUUUUCUUGAAGAGAAUAGUAUAUUGUACUUUGUCCUGCACAUGUUACAUUAUUUUUAAGAGAAAUGGAAAACUCAAGAUGUUUUGACAUUAAAAAUGUCAAGAUAUC